Emiliania huxleyi CCMP1516 is the source of this 507-nucleotide messenger RNA. RefSeq names its product OsmC-like protein. The record is from RefSeq and is a predicted model, not a curated record. Bases 1 to 507 code for a protein of 168 amino acids. Lineage: Eukaryota; Haptophyta; Isochrysidales; Noelaerhabdaceae. The transcript is spliced from 4 exons.
AUGCGUUAUCGCCUCGUUGCGACGUCAUUUGGCGGCGUCGGCUGCACGAGCACCAUCCGUGGCGCCGUCCGCCACACGCUCCAAACUGACCUCCCAACGCAGAUGGGCGGUGGCGACAGCGCCGCGCAGCCGAUUGAAGCCCUUCUCGCGUCGUUGCUCGGCUGCAAGGUGGCGACCGCGCACUACGUGGCGCGCCAUCUGUGGGCGCGGCCGCACAACCGCUUCGAAUCGAUUGAAUUCGCAGAUGUGGAGGCUCGCCACCGACUGAACCAACCACCAGGCGCACUCCACCUGCCCAUCACCGAGCCGCCGCCUUCCCCGCCGGGGCUGACCCGUGUGAGCGGCGUGGCAAGGGUGCACCUGCCGGCCGGCUCGCCCCUCACCGCAGACGACGUGGCUGUGCUCGGCCGCGUUGUCGAGCAGCGCUGCCCGAUCGCCGCGAUGCUGGCCGCCGCCGGGGUGGAGAUGGACAUGGAGUGGGUGCCGGGUGGGGCUGCUCCGUUGUGA